AUGUCUGGCUGGGAUUUCGACUUUGAUCAGGACGAAAGUUUCGCCGCCGGAUUCAUCGAUGCAGACAGCCUUUUCUUCUCGGGAUCUCCCACAUUCGAGCCAUCAAUCUUCCAAAAUGUAGAUCAAAACAUUCAGCAGAUGCCAGCAUUAAAUCCGACACCAAUUCAGCAAAUACCUGUCAACAGGCAAGCACCUGCUACAGGCGGUCACGAUUUAGCUACCGAAAAUGAUCAGCUACGUCAAUUUUUCACAUCACUCAAAGAAAAAGCAGCCCAAGCAGAAAGCCUUAAUCAGUCUUUGAAGUCACAGCUCGAGGACUGUCGUAACUGGUUCCGCGAUGCGAUGUUUACAGGUAUGAACACUCAUAAGUGA
Trichomonas vaginalis G3 is the source of this 372-nucleotide messenger RNA. RefSeq lists its product as uncharacterized. The coding region runs from base 1 to 372 and encodes 123 amino acids. Lineage: Eukaryota; Parabasalia; Trichomonadida; Trichomonadidae. The transcript has a single exon. The record is from RefSeq and is a predicted model, not a curated record.